AUGAAAUAAAAAAAUUAAAAAUAAUUCAAAUUAUAUUAUUUCUAAGAAUAAUUCCAUCAACCAAAUAGCACAUUUGCAAUAGUAAUUGGAUUAGGAGUGGAAUAAAUGGAUAUAAAUAAAUAAAUUGGAAUAAAUUUAUCUUAAUCAUUUAAAAAUGGAGACACAAUGUUAAUGAGAUCUGUUGAUAUUAAUGAUGAAGAAUUAAAAAAUAUAUUACUAGAAUACUUAACUGAUGAAGAAUAAAAAAAAUAUGUUUUUGAAAGAUCAGAAGAAUAUUUUGAUUAAUUCAACAUAUUUAAACAUUUAGUCAAAGAAUAAAUUUAUUUAGCUAUUCUUCCAAGAGGAUAAUUUGUAUUAUAUUAGAAAAAUGAUAAAAUUGAUAAAAUUAGUUUGAAUGAUUCAAUAAAUAUAAUAAGAGAACACUUAUAAUAGUUUAAUGAAUUUGAUUAAACUCAAAAGGAAUUUCAUUUACAUAGAAUAUUAUAUAAUAUGAAAGAAUAAAUAGAUGGGGAAUUACCUUAAAUAUAAUAAGAUAUAAGAAAAAAAGAAUGUAUUUAUAUAAUUAUAAUUAUAAAUAGUUAAGAAUAUGGAGGAAAAAUUGGAAUUUGAAAAUGAAAUGAAAUAAUAUACAGGGAAAAGUUUAUUUAGUAUUCCAACAUUUGAUAAGACAUUAGUUUAUUAUAAUUGGGAUAAUAUGUAAUAACUUCCGUAAAAAUUGUUAUUUUAAUAAUGA
Messenger RNA from Paramecium pentaurelia, 733 nucleotides. Lineage: Eukaryota; Ciliophora; Oligohymenophorea; Peniculida; Parameciidae. The record is from the annotation of a GenBank genome assembly.